Messenger RNA from Paralichthys olivaceus (Japanese flounder), 1706 nucleotides. RefSeq names its product transcription elongation factor, mitochondrial (gene tefm). Gene Ontology annotation, biological process: mitochondrial transcription; transcription elongation by mitochondrial RNA polymerase. Lineage: Eukaryota; Metazoa; Chordata; Actinopteri; Pleuronectiformes; Paralichthyidae. Gene Ontology annotation, cellular component: mitochondrial nucleoid. The record is from RefSeq and is a predicted model, not a curated record. Gene Ontology annotation, molecular function: nucleic acid binding; DNA polymerase processivity factor activity.
AGCACCCCCGGAACAAAUCGCAGCGGUGUUGAUGUUUCCACCGGUCGGUUUUAACGCGCCGGACAACAACCGGAGGGCAAAUGUGUCCAACCGGUACAAUGUUGUAGUUGAAACAAGCGAUUCAUUCUUGAAUAAACCACGAUGUGGGUCGCAAGAAGGGUUUUGUCAUCGGUCGCUCAGAGAAGUCAGUACACAGGUCAGUACGCGGGUCAGUGUGGUCUGUUCCUCCGCCCUAAGCACGGCUCCUUCCCGGAGCUGGAGCUGCGGUACCUGCAGUGCACAUGCUGCUGGAGGAGCCGGGUCCCCAUGGCCGGCUUUGACACCCUGAACGCCACCAUCUCCGAGCCCUGCAAGGAGGAGCCCGGCAGCCCCCUGGACGCCUGCUACACCCCCGAGCAACGAGACGCCAUCCUCCAGCUGCUCAACAACGCCACCCAGUCAGAGCUGGCCGCCGUCAAGCUCCUCAGGGGCCGCAAGUCGCUCAGCAUCGUGGAGUACAGGACUAAAAACGGACCUUUCCGAACCCUAGAGAGUUUGGUGAACGUGCCUCUGCUGAAGCACAAGAGCGCCGUCGUCGUCUUCAACUCCAUCCUCAACCCGGUCAAGAAGGAGAGGAAAGUGAGGAUCCAGCUGGUCAAGUUCAUCAGGCCGGGGGUGGACAGGUCCUGGCUGGAGGAUGCCAGCUCCAUAGUGUCAAUAACAUGUGGGACUAAUAAAAUCGCCUGGGCACAUGUGGACCGUGGGAUGAACGUACAGGACUGGCAACAGUUGGAAUGUCCCAAUUUCUUGAGGGGAACCUACGUAGCGUCUGCUUACUUGAAUGAUGUCUCUGCAGUUGUGUCGCUCCUCCCGUCUGCUGACUUCUACAUUAUAGAGAAAUCCUCGAUCUCAGUGCAGAAUACCGCUCUGUUCCCCGUCAUGGCUCACAUGAGGACAGUGGAGGCCAUGCUGUUUGCUCUGCUGGAGCCUAAGAACUCUGAGCCAGAGACUAACAUUCCUCCCAGAGUUUUGAACAUGAUGCGAACUGCUGUCGGACGCCACUUUGGACUCAUGGUGGGCGAGUCUCGGACCAGCGGCGCGCAGGCAGUACGACAGCUGAUGACUGAUUCUGUGACACAGAAGUUUCCCAGGAUAAACUUUCCCCCAGAGCUGCUGGGCAAGUACAGAAACUACUUCCAGAUCGGGAGCAGACGAGGAGGAGAGGAGCUCUGCGACGCUCUACUUCAGGCUGUAGCGUUUUUCGAGCUACUCAGUGAAUCUUCCCGUUAGUCCACCUGGACUGAGCUCACGCCACCCAACCACAAACUACAUCCACCGAAACAAAUCUCCACAUGGAGUCAAACAAGCUGAACAGAUAUGUGGUGGUGGUUGAUGGUAUUUAAAUAAGUGAAUAAUCUACUGGUUACAUAAAAUGCUGCCGUACUGUUUUGAGGAUGUUGAACAUGAUGGUCACUACAGUGUUUUCUUAUCUCUGCUUUCCUUCUUGUUCAACUUGGACACCUGCUCAAAGUACUUUCCCUGAUGUUACCUUCUAUUGUCUUGAGGACUUUCAAACUUUUUACAAUACAUUUUUUUUUCAUUCUCUAAAAAGGGUGACACCUAAUCACCUAAUAAUUUUACAAGAUCAAGUUUAUUUACAAAAAUAAUAUUUAUUUACUCUUCAUGAUUGCACUUACAUUAAAAUAAAACAUGAUUUCAUAUCUCAA